This is a messenger RNA of Hirsutella rhossiliensis, 1365 nucleotides long. RefSeq names its product peptidase family m20/M25/M40 domain-containing protein. The record is from RefSeq and is a predicted model, not a curated record. Gene Ontology annotation, molecular function: metallodipeptidase activity. Gene Ontology annotation, biological process: proteolysis. Lineage: Eukaryota; Fungi; Ascomycota; Sordariomycetes; Hypocreales; Ophiocordycipitaceae. The coding region runs from base 1 to 1365 and encodes 454 amino acids. The transcript has 3 exons.
AUGGCGCCCCAGCUCGACGGCUACUUCAAGCAGGUCGACGCCUCGGCCAACGACUUCAUCGAGCGCCUGCGCAAGGCCGUUGCCAUCCCCUCCAUCUCGGCCGAGGAUGCCCGCCGCCCUGACGUCGUGCGCAUGGGCGAGUGGCUCGCCGGCGAGCUCAAGAACCUCGGUGCCCAAGUCGAGCUGCGUCCCCUAGGCAAGCAGCCGCACAAGGAGCACCUCGACCUCCCUCCGGUUGUGCUCGCACGGUACGGCAGCGACAAGAAGAAGCGCACCAUCCUCGUCUAUGGACACUACGAUGUUCAGCCGGCCGACAAGAGUGACGGCUGGGCCACGGAGCCCUUUGAGCUAAAAGUCGACGACAAGGGCCGCAUGUUUGGCCGUGGCUCCACCGACGACAAGGGCCCUGUCCUGGGCUGGCUCAACGCCAUCGAGGCGCAUCAAAAGGCCGGCCUCGACUUCCCUGUCAAUCUGCUCAUGUGCUUCGAGGGCAUGGAGGAGUAUGGUUCUGAGGGCUUGGACGAUCUCAUCAAUGCCGAGGCCAAGAAAUACUUUGCCGACGCCGAUGCCGUCUGCAUUUCCGACAACUACUGGCUGGGCACGGAGAAGCCCUGCCUGACCGGUGUGUUUGGCGGAACUGCCCAGGAACCCAUGACGGACCUGGUCAGGCUCCUGGCGACGCUCGUCGAUACCGACGGCAAGAUUCAGAUCCCAGGCAUCAUGGAACAGGUUGCGCCCAUGACCAAGGAAGAGGAGAGCCUUUACGACGGCAUUUCCUUCACCAUGGACAACAUCUUCGAGUCUUUGGGCAGCCAGACGACCAUCCACGACGACAAGAACAAGACGCUCAUGGCUCGGUGGCGAUACCCGUCCCUGUCGGUGCACGGCAUCGAGGGCGCCUUUUCCGGACCCGGCGGCAAGACGGUCAUCCCUGCCAAGGUGGUGGGCAAGUUUUCCAUCCGUACCGUCCCCAACAUGGACAUCGACACGACCAACUCGUGUGUCUUCAAGUACGUCGAGGAGCAGUUUGCCAAGCUCAAGAGCAAGAACACAAUGAAGGUAUACGCCCAGCACUCGGGUAAGUGGUGGGCCGCGUCGCCCAAGCACUGGAACUUUUCCGCCGCUGCCAAGGCCACAGAGCGAGUCUGGGGCGUCCAGCCCGACUUUACUCGUGAGGGCGGGAGUAUCCCCGUGACCUUGACCUUUGAGGAGGCCACGGGCAAGAACGUUUUGCUCUUGCCCAUGGGCAGCUCGACGGACGGCGCGCACUCCAUCAAUGAGAAACUGGACAAGCGCAACUAUAUUGAGGGCACCAAGCUGCUGGGUGCCUAUCUUCACUAUGUUGCCGAGGAGCCCCAAUCUUAG